AUGUGGCGAUUAUGCCGAAAAUCACCGAGGCAGUUAAGAAACUCGGUUGAUUCCUGCUUCAACAAGCUCAAUGCUAGACAGUUUUCCAUCAGUUCAUUUCAAUCGGCAAAAGAUGAUAAGUCCGUGCUCAAACAACAAGAAGUACUCCACCUUCUGGCUAAAGAUCAGAGAUUCGAAGAGAGGCUUUUCAACCAAGUUCAGCAGACAGUUCGUUAUUUCGCUCAAAAACCGAAUGAUCUAAAAAAGUUUUUCAAAAAAGAUGCGAACAAUAAUUCCACAGAAAAAAAGGAAACCUCUUCGAAUAAAGACAGUAGUGGUGGAAAGAAAGGAGAAGACAAUAAUCCCUUUAAUCAAUUCCCUGGAGGAUGGCAACAGAUCGCCGUAUCAGCAGGAAUCCUGAUUGCUCUUUACUUGUUCAUGGAUUAUCAAUCAUAUCGUGAAAUCUCAUGGAAAGAGUUUUACAGUGACUUCUUAGAGCCUGGACUUGUUGAGAGACUCGAAGUAGUUGAUAAAAGAUGGGUUCGAAUUGUUAGCUCAUCUGGAAAAUAUGCAGGACAAACAUGUUACUUCAAUAUUGGAAGUGUAGAUAGUUUUGAACGAAGUCUAGGAGCUGCACAGCAUCACCUUCAGUAUGACGCCGACCGUCAAAUUCCAGUUCUCUAUAAAUCUGAGUUCAAUUUCAAACGUGAGAUUCCGAAUCUCAUCAGUGUAGCUUUUCCGCUUCUCUUCGGUUAUUACAUCUAUCGAAUGUUGAAAGGAGGAGGAGCUGCUGGUGGAGCUGGAAGAGCUGGCGGAGGCGGUCUUGGAGGAAUGUUUGGAGGAUUUGGACAAAGUACUGCUCGUCUUAUCAACAAGGAGGACAUCAAAGUAAAGUUUUCUGAUGUAGCCGGCUGCGAAGAAGCGAAAAUUGAGAUCAUGGAAUUUGUCAACUUUUUGAAAAAUCCUCAGCAAUAUAAGGAUCUUGGAGCUAAAAUUCCCAAAGGAGCCAUUCUGACCGGACCCCCUGGAACAGGGAAAACUCUCCUCGCAAAAGCAACGGCAGGAGAAGCAAAUGUGCCAUUCAUUACUGUCUCCGGAUCCGAGUUUCUUGAAAUGUUUGUUGGUGUAGGACCAGCAAGAGUUCGUGACAUGUUCUCAAUGGCGAGAAAGAAUUCUCCAUGUAUUUUAUUCAUUGAUGAAAUUGACGCUGUUGGUAGAAAAAGAGGAGGAAAAGGAGGAAUGGGUGGACAUUCUGAACAAGAAAACACACUUAAUCAACUUCUGGUCGAGAUGGACGGAUUUACUACCGACGAAUCAUCCGUUAUUGUUAUUGCUGCUACUAAUAGAGUUGAUAUUCUCGAUUCUGCUCUUCUACGUCCCGGUCGUUUUGAUAGGCAAAUCUACGUUCCUGUUCCAGACAUCAAGGGAAGAGCCUCCAUCUUCAGAGUUCAUCUUGGUCCAUUGAGAACCUCUCUUGACAAAACAGUUUUGUCUAGAAAACUAGCUGCUCACACUCCUGGAUUUUCUGGAGCUGAUAUUUCAAACGUGUGUAACGAAGCUGCACUCAUUGCUGCGAGAGAUGCUAACGACGAGAUCUCAAACAAGCAUUUUGAGCAAGCUAUUGAACGUGUUGUCGCUGGAAUGGAGAAGAAAACUCAAGUUUUACAAAAGGAAGAAAAGAAGACUGUUGCUUAUCACGAGGCAGGCCAUGCCAUUGCCGGAUGGUUUUUGGAAUUCGCAGAUCCACUUCUCAAAGUUUCAAUCAUUCCACGUGGAAAAGGACUUGGUUAUGCACAGUAUCUUCCUAAAGAGCAGUAUUUAUAUUCGAAGGAGCAACUUCUCGAUAGAAUGUGCAUGACCCUUGGAGGACGUGUGGCCGAAGAAAUCUUCUUUGGAAGAAUCACUACAGGAGCUCAAGACGAUUUGCAGAAAGUCACUCAAAUGGCUUAUUCUCAGGUUGUGAAAUAUGGAAUGAGCGAAAAGGUUGGACCACUUUCUUUCGAAACACCAGCUCCUGGCGAAAUGGCAUUCGAUAAGCCGUACUCGGAAGCAACAGCUCAACUCAUUGACCAAGAAGUUCGAGACCUUGUGAUGAAUGCACUCAACAGGACGCGUAAUCUAUUGUUAGAAAAGAGUAAGGACAUUGAACGUGUUGCUUUGAGACUCCUUGAGAAGGAAAUUCUUAACCGAGAGGAUAUGAUUGAAUUAGUUGGAAAACGGCCAUUCCACGAGAAAAACACAUACGAAGAAAUGGUUUCUGGAACCGGAGGACUUGAUGAGAACGUUGAGCUGCCGAAGGGACUUGAAAACUGGAACAAAGAAGGUGAUAAGAAAGAAAACAAUGAGAAAAAGAAAGACGAAUAA
Molecule: messenger RNA, 2343 nt
Organism: Caenorhabditis remanei
Lineage: Eukaryota; Metazoa; Nematoda; Chromadorea; Rhabditida; Rhabditidae
Exons: 9
Coding region: 1-2343 (780 amino acids)
Biological process (GO): protein-containing complex assembly; mitochondrial protein processing
Cellular component (GO): m-AAA complex; membrane
Molecular function (GO): ATP hydrolysis activity; metalloendopeptidase activity; zinc ion binding
Source: RefSeq, a predicted model, not a curated record